AUGGAACAUUACCAAACAAAUCAAAGAACUAAAGUGCCUGAUAUAUACAAUUUAAUCGUCGAAGAUUGCGGUAAACCAAGUUUAAUAAUGAGCGUUUAUGGUGGUGCAAAAUAUUUUGAACUGAAUGAGAAUUUAGAAAAAAAGUUUAUGAAAGGCAUUGUUCAAGUGGCAACAAUUGCAGAUGCAUGGAUAUUAACAACAGGACUGAACAGUGGUGUGUCAAAAUUGGUGGGUGACGGUAUUUCAUCUUACCGUUUGUUAUCAAAGCAUCCCAAAGAAGUUGUUGCCAUUGGGCUGACGCAGUGGGGAAGUUUGACAGAUGCCACAAGAAAGCUGUUGAAACAGGUAGAGAGUUCGCAUUAUUGUUAAUUCGAUAUGCUGAAGUGUAACCGCAUUAUUGCGAUAGUUUACUUCUUCCGUUUUUUUUAUCUCUACAUUUCUACAGAGUUUUGUGUUCACUUGAGUUUUUCAUUCACUUCUCUCGAGAAACAUAAUAAUAAACAAUUCUCAUCAACUUGAGUUGAUGGUGGGACACAGUGCGCACCCAGUAGGACAUUUGAUCGAUGCACAUUUUCCGGUUUAAAGAUGGAUAACAUACUUGGAUAGAUGGGCUAUUUAUUGCCAUAAAAUAUUUUGUUUCAAGUGCUUAUCAUCCAUCAUUUUUCUGAAUUCGAGUACACUUUUAAGAAAAAAUAGUCAUAUUCGAAAUCAGCGCGUCGAGUUGCACCAAAUCAUGUAUAACACAAUAAGUUUUGUAUAAAAUAACGAUCCAUCCAAGUUUUGUCUCAUGAAUCUGCAACACCGAUUUUCGGACAAAUUGACUUUUAUUGAAAAUGUUUAUUUUUGCUUGAAUAACAUCAGAAAUGACUAAGCAAUGAUCAUUAUUUAUGAAAGAAUGGUUUAGAAGUAAAAAACGUCUGCUGAGAAAUGCACAUUAUAUGAGACUCUCCUUCUCUAACUUCAGGCCGAUACUCGCUUCUCUGAUGUUUGCAUUAUUUCGCAAAAGAUAUGCCUUAACAUCCUCUUUUAUACCUUUUCGUAUCAAUAACGUGAACUUCACCGUAUUAGAACAGGCCUAUAUCUAACGCAAAAUAUUGUCUUGGAAGCAAAGACACUUGACUCAGCACAUUCUUUAGUCGAAAAUUAAAUCUAACGGGUAACGGCCAGAAAAAGUAGUUUCUGCUAUUCAUGUCAAUAAAUCCUCAAGUAUAUCACUUAGAACACGGCUAAUAUAUUGCAACUCUUCACUUUGAAAAUAUAAAAUAUCUAAUGAAUAAGCAAAGCACUCGCAAUUUAAGUGCAGUUCGAUUACUUUCUACUGCCCGUUCCAAAAUACAAGGCAGGCGGUUGCUUUUUGAAUAACUCUGGAGCGGAAGAAGAUAGAGGCUUGCGGUUUUCAGUUUUGAAUAGCCAAAACCUGUACGCAUCUGCCCACACAAGUAGCAAUGAUUUUUGAAAAAACUCAAAGACCGGAUUUUGAGCAGAUCUUUGGAAAACCGCUUUGGAUCUCGGAGAACUGA
Messenger RNA from Didymodactylos carnosus, 1520 nucleotides. NCBI's taxonomy places the organism in Eukaryota, Metazoa, Rotifera, Eurotatoria, Philodinida, Philodinidae. The record is from the annotation of a GenBank genome assembly.